This is a messenger RNA of Rattus norvegicus (Norway rat), 8341 nucleotides long. The record is from RefSeq and is a predicted model, not a curated record. NCBI's taxonomy places the organism in Eukaryota, Metazoa, Chordata, Mammalia, Rodentia, Muridae.
GUCUACACACUGGCGCAGGCUCUGCUGCGGGAGCCUUGCACUCCGCAGCAGGGAAACUUUGUAUUCCGCAGUGUUUACGCUGAUCAGACCUAAGAAAAGCUGAAAAGCGCUUUCUGUGCCAGUGCCCGCCCCUAGGCUGUAGCUGCUUGCCAGUAGGAAGAAGAGCCUGUCUCCUCAAGGACACGGAACCAGUCGCCAGAUUCCUAAUUUGGGCCAGAGUCGUCUGUCUGCUACCUUUGAACCGUUUCUGCAGCAAACAUGGCCGCCUUCGUGAAGCUCAGUACCAAAGCCAAGAUGCCCAUUGUGGGCCUGGGCACCUGGAAGUCUCCCCCAGAUAAAGUCAAGGAAGCUGUGAAGGCAGCCAUUGAUGCUGGAUAUCGCCACUUUGACUGUGCCUAUGUGUAUCAGAACGAGAGUGAGGUGGGAGAAGCCAUCCAAGAGAAGAUCAAAGAGAAGGCUGUGAGGAGGGAGGACCUCUUCAUCGUCAGCAAGCUGUGGCCCACCUUCUUUGAGAAAAGCCUGGUGAAGAAAGCCUUCCAGAAAACCCUCUUGGAUCUGAAGCUGGACUAUCUGGACCUGUAUCUAAUUCACUGGCCACAGGGAUUUCAGUCUGGAAAUGUCUUUUUACCCACAGAUGAUAAAGGCAAUGUUCUCACCAGUAAAUAUACAUUCUUGGAUGCUUGGGAGGGCAUGGAGGAACUGGUGGACCAGGGGCUGGUGAAAGCUCUGGGCGUCUCCAACUUCAACCACUUCCAGAUCGAAAGGCUCCUGAACAAGCCUGGACUGAAACAUAAGCCAGUGACCAACCAGGUCGAGUGCCACCCUUACCUCACCCAGGAAAAACUGAUCCAGUACUGUCACUCCAAGGGCAUCGUGGUCACAGCCUACAGUCCCCUGGGCUCCCCAGACAGGCCUAGUGCCAAGCCUGAGGACCCUGUAUUGCUGGAGAUUCCCAAGAUUAAAGAAAUUGCUUCAAAGCACAAGAAAACUGCAGCCCAGGUUCUGAUCCGGUUCCAUAUAGAGAGGAACGUGGCCGUGAUCCCCAAGUCUGUGACACCCUCCCGCAUACAAGAGAACAUUCAGGUCUUUGACUUCCAGUUGAGUGAGGAGGACAUGGCCGCCAUUCUCAGCUUCAACAGGAACUGGAGGGCCUGUGGCCUGUUUGCGGCAAGUCGUAAUGAAGACUUCCCUUUCCACUCGGAAUACUGAAGCUGAAUUACCUGAUGCGUUCCCGUGGAGGACACUCUUCACUGAUUUCCAACCUACCCCUCCUGAAUCCUAUUUCUUGCCAAGCCUAUCGGAUAUCAUACCGGGCCAGCCGUGAUAGGGUAAUUCUCAUUUACAUUCUUGUGUUCAACUAGAAUCAGACUGACACAGGAAAAUGCAACUCGGCAAAGGACAAUGUUGUUCACUAAUUUGACCUGACUGAAUGUUUCCCAGACACCAGGAGCACUAGUUAACACUGAAGCUUAAAAGGAUAAAAUAGUAAAAGUAGCAAUAGUCAUACACAUUUUCAACAGAGUGCUUUUCGAAUGAUGAACUCAUUGGGUUCAACUCUCAUUAUUCAUACUUUACAGUGAGAAAAUGGAGGCACGAGGGAGCCAAGACCUUGCUGACGCUCCCAGCUAGUCAGUAGCUAAAGCAAGUUUCAAAGGAAGGUGCUUCUCAGGAGAUCUCAGGGCAGUUUAAUACUCGUCCUCGUCCUCAUCCUCCUCCUUGUCCUCCUCCUCCUCUUCUUCCUCCCCUUACUCCUCCUCCUCCCCCUCCUCUUCUUCCUCCUCCCAAGUCUCCUCCUUUCCAGGCCCUCCUCUUUCUCCCAUGACUUUCUGGACUCUUCCAUUUUGCCUGUAAUAUGGCUUCAUGCCAAAGUGUCAAAGCUGUUGGUUCAGUAGCCCUUAAAAUUCACAAACUGCCUACUCCUUGAGAGAAGUGGGGAAGUCUGGACAUGAAGACAUUUACUAUUGCCAUGAAGUGGAAAACAACUUUUAGAAACUAUUUUUAGAAAAAGAAUUUAGAAACUAUUCCAAUCAUCUAGAACUGUCCACAAAAGAGCAUAACGAGCGAUUGGCCACCCAGUUUACAAACUAAACUAUGCUAACAUUAAAAAAUAUUUUUAAAAAUCUUUAUUAAUUUACUUAUUUUUACUUUUCUUUUUCUUUUUAUUUUUUCUUUUCUUUUUUUUUUUUUUUGGUUCUUUUUUUCAGAGCUGGGGACCAAACCCAGGGCCUUGCACUUCCUAGGCAAGCGCUCUACCACUGAGCUAAAUCCCCAGCCCCUAUUUUUACUUUUCAAGACAGGGUUUCUUUGUGUAGUCCUGGAACUCACUUUGUAGACCAGGCUGGCCUCAAACUCAUAGAGAUAGGCCUGCCUCUGCCUCCUGAGUGCUGGGAUUAAAGGUAUGAGCCACCUCACCUGGCCCCAAAUGUUUUUUUAAAAGGAAAUUUAUUCAAGAACUAAGUGAUAGUCAGCACAGUGGACGACUACUCUGUAGAACCCCGUGCCGGUUUCCUAUGAUCAAUGACCACUGAAGAUCACUGUGUCACCCCAUUCUCUGCUUCCCAUAGGCCUAGUCAUGCUCACAUAAAUAUCCCGUGGGCCCAUGGUGCUGGGACAUGUGUGCACACUUGCAACCCAGGCUUCCUUGUCAGAUGGCUCCCUCUGUGAUUGCUCAGUGGGGGCUUCUGGUAGGAGGUUGAACGUCUGCAGAAAGAGAAAGGUAGUACAUCUGUCUUCUCUUAGUGGCAUUUCAGCAGAAGCGACAUUUCCUGAGUAACUCCACUGACUCCCCCUUCAUGCUUCCACAUAGAUUCUGAUCCUACCAGUUGACACCACUUCUGGGGUAGGACAUCCCUCUUCCUCCUGUGUCCUCUCAUCCCCAGGAUUGGCCGUCUCUUCCUGCUGCUGCCUACCUUGGAAUGACCUCAUACCCUCUUGAUUGAUGUCCCAGCUCUUCCAUCAAGGUUUCAGAUGGGUGAUGCACCCUGGUGAAGCUCUGAUGGUUCUUUCCUUGACCUUUUCUGGUUUGUGGUAGUUAUCAGAAUCCCCAAGGCUUUUUGCUUUGUAGCUGUUCCAGUUUCACGUCUCCAUCUGCCUUCCCAUGACAUUCUGAUACUAGUCAUUGGAUUGAUGAGCCACCUUCACCUUCCCUCCGGCCAAGACAAGAGCUGCGCUACCUUAGAGGGAAGCAGGUUUGUGAGAAUAAAACUACCUUCAAGGCUAGCCCCUUCUCUAAGAAACUCUUUUUUUACUGGGCUAUGGUAAACCUCACUUGGGAGGCAGAGACCAGCCUUGUCUAAGGAGUGAGUUCCAGGACAGCCAGGGCAACACAGAGAACCCCUGUGUCCAAGGAAAACAAAACAAAAACAAAAAGGGAAACUUUUUUCUUGCUGUUAAUUGUAAAACAAUAUUAAUAAUAAUGAGCUGACAUGGUAUUGCCAAGUGUUGACUCCCAGCACCAAGGAGGCUGAGGUAGGAAGAGUACAACAAGAUCCAGUCUGUUUCUGUCUCUCUUUCUCCUUCUCUUUCUCUGUCUCUGUCUCUCUGUCUCUGUCUCUGUCUCUGUCUCUGUCUCUGUCUCUCUCUCUCUCUCUCUCUCACACACACACACACACACACACACACACACACACACACACGUACAAAAGUGCCAGAACACACUGCCAGUUAAGUGUCCUCACACAGGUUCAGAGACAGAAGGACGUAUCUGUAAGUUGGAAGUCAUGACUUCCCUAACUAAAGUCUUAAUACUUCUACAUUUUCCAGAGUAAGUUCCUUUCUGCCUGUGGAGAUGUUGUUAUUCAGAGCCAGACUCAUUCUGACCCUGCACCCUCUACUCUUUGACCAAUUGCAGCAGUUCCUAAAGGCCCCAGGUCCCUUCAGUGACCAUUCUUUCUUUCUUUUUUUUUUUUUUAAUUUCAUUCAAUAUAUUCUCAUCCUUGUUUCUCCUCCCAGUUCCCGCCUCCCACCUCCCAACUGAACUCUACACCCUUUCUUUCUCUUUGUCUUUAGAAAACAAAUAGGCAAAAAAAAAAAAAAAAAAAAAAAAAGCCACAACAACAAAACCCAAAGCAAAGCAAGAAAAACAAGAAACAGCGUACACACAAUAUACACAAAAUCCCAUAGAAACAUAAGAACAGAAGCUAUUACUUUUGCCUGAGCUCUGACAGGAAAACUAUAACCUCAGGAAACCAAACCUUCCUGCUCCUGCUCUGAUCCCUUCAUUAAGGUGCAGCAUCUCAGCUCAGCUUCAUCUGUUCAUGAAUGAACAACACAAGAAAGCCCUGUCUCUGUGGAAGCUCUCAGGCUCUGGAGUCUUGAAACUUACGUCUGUUCUCCCAGGAAGCUGGGAGCCAAGCUCUGGGACAAGUAUGCAAACACUGACUGCAUCCUAAUUGUCAGCUGGUAACACCAUCCCUUUAGAAUUCACCAGACAAGGAGGCCCACACUCACAACUGCUAACUCUACCAGCUCUGAUGAGCUGAAGGGUUUGCUUUGGCCCAGGGGAGGCCUGUGGGGAAGGCCUGCCCUGGGGUGAGCCUGGGCUGGCAGCAGAGCCACAUCUAACUCAAGGGCAGGUCUAGCUGUGGGCCUUGGGCUGCAGAAGAGAGGAUGGGGCUGGUUAGGGAGCUGCAGCCUUGGUCAGCCAGCCUGGACUCAGGGAUUAAUAUGUAUUCAAGUUCUCCCAGUCUUCAGUGUUAUAGUCUAGCUAAUCCCAGGAAUUCUGCCCCCAGUGAAUCCUUAGGAAAUCCUGUGUUUAUAAAAGCCACCCUCAUGUGCUUUCCUUCUAUACAUCUCAAUUCUGAGUUCAGAGACACAAAAGCCAACAGUGAAUCUAGCUGGUUACACUAGUUACUUCUCUGUUGCUGUGAUAAGACAUCAGGACCAAAGCAAGUCUCGAACACCUCCUUUGGGCUUAUGUUCCAGAGGUUUAGAGCCCAUAAUGCAAGGCUGAGACAGCAGGGGAGCAUAUUGGCUGGACUGGAUGUUAAGAUUACAAGCAAAAAGUGGGGAGGGGAUGGAGAGAGAGGGAGAGGGAGAGGAGGAGGGAACAAUGGGUAGGCUAGGAUUUUUAACCUCAAAGUCUGCCCCAAACUGUGUACUUCUCCCAACAAGGCUUCACCAUUUAAACCUCUAAAGAGCAUCACCCCUGGAGUCCAGUGUUCCAAUGCUCAGUCUAUGGAAAGCAUUCUCAUUCAAACCACCCUCUGAUAUAUGUCUGAGUAUACAUGUACACUUGGGCCGGAGAGAUGGCUCAGCAGUUAAGAGCACUGAUUUCAAAUCCCAGCAACCACAUGGUGGCUCAUAACCAUCUGUAAUGAGGUCUGAUGCCCUCUUCUGGUGUGUCUGAAGACAGCUAUAGUGUACUUGCAUAUAAUAAAUAAACACAUCUAAAAAAGAGAAUAAGUACAGUUAAUGGAAGUCAUUGAACUUAGCCUGUCAAUUUCAAUUUUAUUGAUUUAAUAGUGGAGUAUCCUACUAAUUUAACAGUUAGCUGACAGAUGAAAGCAAUUUAAAAUGUCAGAAAGAGAAAAGGGCAGGUCUAGCUGUGGGCUUUGUGCUGCAGAAGAGAGGAUGGGGCUGGUUAAGGAGCUGCAGCCUGGAUCAGCCAGUGCCUUUCAAGUCUGGUAAGGCGUAGAGAUCACUGUGUACCUCCUGGCUGCAGUACCACAGUUUGGCUGGUGUUGCAAUACUACCAGGAACUCCAUUUCUAAUGAAUCCUUGGAAAAUGCUGUUUAGAAAACUCUUAUGUGCACACCUCUACUUCCUGUGCACCUCAAUUCUGUGCACUGUGACAGCACAGAACAGGCUGCUAUAGCCUUCAGCAAAGCAGGAAAGCCCUGCCCCAGUAUCAAAUCUAGCUUUAUGCUUAUGUUUAUGCUUAUGCUAUGCUCCUUUGAUUUUUUUUAAUAGAUAUAGUUGAAAUUUAAUCAAUUAGCAUGAAUAAUGUCUUCCAGGAACCAUAGUGCUUUGUGACACACUCCUUCAGCUUCUCCUGGAGGGGUCAUUCUGACCUUUUCUUUCUGACAAGCCUGGGUACAAUGGGUGUGUCCAACUCUAGGAUGGUCCCUUUCGAUCACCGACUUGAUUAGAGUAAGAAAAUAACCCAGCACAGUACUAAGGCACACCUCUGAGUUUGUUCAUGGAGGUUAUCUCCCGAGAGGAUUAACAGAGAGGCAUACCCAUCCUAAUGUUGGAGGCACGUUUCUGAGAGGUUGUUGAAUGAAAUGGGAAAGGGAAAUCCCAGCUGAAGGCCAGGCCCCCUUUUUUAUUUCUUCCCAUCUCCUGAUCAGGUUCUGAUAUGAGCAAGAAUCCUUACAUUCUUCCAACAUGGCCUCCCCACCACAACAGACUGCCUGUAGGCCAGAAAAACUACGCUUCCUCUGUUUUCUGCUAAGUAUUUCACAGCAGCAAUGAGAAAGAGAACUAAUACCACAUCCAAAGCCAGUCAAACCUUAACAGGUUCGUUUACCUGGCUAAAGAGAAAGACAAUGUAAGCCCUGGGGCUAAACCCAAACAAGACAGAGUUAGUACAAUGCCAAGAAAGAAAUGAUGUAAGAGUGAACAGCAGCAAGAGGCAGCCUUCUAUACUUUGUACCCCCAGAAAGGGAAACCAGGAUGAACUCACAUUGUUUCACCUUAGGAGACUCUGAACCCUGUGUACCAACAAUACAAAUAAUAUUAAAGGCAUCUCCUUUCUUUGCUUUCUUUUAUCUACUGCCCCUGAGCAACGUAUUUUAACUCUCUCAAUAUCUGCAAUCCAUUUUAGGAAAGCCACGACAUACCACUGUUGUGAAAUGUUUAACAAACAACGGAACUAUUUACCCAGUCCCCAUCUACAGUCUGAUUUCAGCUCUUUCAUAUAUGGGUUCUGACGUAGACAACUGUUUUCAGCAUCUUCUGGAGGCUGCUGGAGUCAAGAAUCCCAUUGAUGCCUAUCUGAGUUUAACCUGUUCUAGGAAAUGGAGAUAAGAGAGAGAUUGAUGGUCCCUGAGAUUAGCAGAGAAGAAAGAAUGGAAAGGGCAAGUAGGGGCCUUGGACAAAUCACCACCUUUGUGUCCAGAAUGGGGCUGAGAAGCUGAGAAGGGAGAGAAGCAAAGGCCCACAUAGCUCCCAGCUACAUCAGUACUAAGAAGGCACAGACAUGCUCCACUCUCUUUGUCACUCCUGCUGAGAUCAGAGAGCUAAAUGAGAAAAGGGCAUGAAAACAAAAUCUGUGGCAGCAUUAUAAAGCAGAGGAGUGGGUUUGCUGGGCAAAUAUUCUACCAACUGAGCUAUAUAGCUGCACCCACUCAAGUGGGGAUAUUAACAUAAAACACGUUUGUCAACUUGACAGGAUCUAGGAUAAAGGAAGGGACAAACCUCUAGCAUGUCUGUGAGGAAUUUUCUAGAUUAGGUUAAUGUCUCAGUUUGGAUUUUAUUGCUGUGAAGAGACACCAUGACCAAGGCAACUCUUACAAGAGCAAACAUUUAAUUGAGGGUGGCUUACAAUUUCAGAGAUUCAGUCCAUUAACUUCAUGGCAGGAAACAUGGCAGCCGACAGGCAGACAUGGUGCUGGAGAAGCUGGGAGUUCCAUAUCUUGAUUGGAAGGCAGCCAUCUGGAGACUCUCUCUGCAAGCUUCCUCUGCAGGAGGAAACUCUCCUUCAUCCUGGGUGGAGCUUACACAUAGGACAUCAAAGCCCACCCCACAGUAGCACAUUUUCUCCAACAAGACCACACCUAUUCUAACAAGGACACAAUUCCUAAUAGUGUCACUCCCUGUGGGGCAAGCAUUCAAAUACAUGACUCUAUGGGGGACAAACCUAUUUAAACCACUACCAAUAAUUAAGGUGGCAGGAACCACUCUAACUGGCUAGCAUCAUCCCAUGGGUUGAGACUCUAGCUAGCUGCAUACAUUCAUUUCUCUCUGCUUCUUGAGUUUGGAUGCAAUGUGAUAACUAUUCUACACUCUUGUCUCAAUGUCUUCCCUGCAUGGUAGACUGUGUUCUUUAAAACUCUAAGCUAAAACCAACCCUUCUUCCCUUAGGUUGUUUUUGCCAGGUAUUUUGCUAUAGCAAUAAGAAAAGUUAUAAAUGCCUAACUCUAACUCAUUUUUCUUUUGCUAAGAUUUUUCUUCUAGACUCUGUAUGCAGUUUUAACCAAGUGAAUUUUACUAUGCACGUGUAUUCAUCAGAAUAAAAAAAGGUAGAAACGUUUCUUAAAAUUAUAAAUGAGAGUAAACUGGUAAAUUCAUGAAGAUAGGAGUACCUAAGCAAAGGUUUUAUUAAACACUCUGAGGUUGAUUAAAAGUAGCAACAGGUUCCUUAUAAUAAAUCCCAUCAAGAAAUGGAGUCUCUUUCUAA